AUGCAUUUUAUACUUGUCGCCGUCUUUUUGGGUCUUGCAGGUAAAUCUGCUGCAGAAUGCCUGUCGUAUGGAUAUGACUUUGUCAAUCUUGGAGGACCUUACUGUGUCAAUACGACUUCUACGGCCUAUUUCUCAUUUGGCACGGAGUUUUUUGGCUGCCAGGCAAGCGAUGUCCAAGACGCGGUCACUCCAAUUCUCGUCGAUCCAAAUAGCGAUGAGUACUUCUGCUCCGACAUUGCCGUUCAACCAGACGGGGCGGAUAUGGUAUCGACAUGCAAUAUUCCCGGAAAUGAAGUGACCAAGAACAACAUGUUCUCGGGAGACUGGACGAUCGUCAUUGAAGGCUUGACAUUUGCCUGGAUGAGAUCGUUUUCUAUCAUUGCGGCACCACCAGUGGUCGUGACAACCACCCCGACUGCUACAUUCACCGUCACAUCUACCCCGUUUACCACGAUCACAACGACAAUCACCAAUGUCUUUUCAACCACGGCAUCUCCUUCUACUGUUACAGUACCGACUACGACCAUCACAAGAACCAUAACCACCACUCCCGCCCAAGUAACAGUGUAUUCCACAUCGACCAUCACGCGAACACGCACCAGCAGAGUGUUUUCGAAGACAGUCUCGACCACUACUGUCACCACAUCAUGUAAAACGCAGCCACCGGCAAAGGACCCCACAUGUACCAUUCGGCCUACGAAGGCUACCCUUGCCGCAAGCCUCGAAUCGAUCACUAUUCUCCCACGAAUGCGUCAAUUUGAGAGAAACGGUCGGAACGGGAAUAAGAGAGCUGGCCAAAGAAGAGAUGACUCGCCCGUUGACAGUGGCCCAGAUCAAUGCACCACAACUUCUGUCGAUACUGCCAACGCUGUUUCUUCAUAUACCACAGUGAUCGCCCCGACAAGCACCGAAAUCGACACGGAAAACGCAACGACGACAACCACAGUAACGCCUCCUCCGGUAACGGCCUACUCUGGAAAAGCAAAGACGACAAUCACAGUCACAGCGGCAACACCGACGCGCACUCGCACCACUCGCACUUAUCAGACAGUUUGGACCACCUCGACCAUAUGGGCCACGAUCACCUCGACGGUCAAGACGACUCCAUCAGGCUGGGUCUGUGCCACGUCCGCAGCACACUGA
Fonsecaea nubica is the source of this 1143-nucleotide messenger RNA. RefSeq lists its product as hypothetical. The record is from RefSeq and is a predicted model, not a curated record. Lineage: Eukaryota; Fungi; Ascomycota; Eurotiomycetes; Chaetothyriales; Herpotrichiellaceae. The coding region runs from base 1 to 1143 and encodes 380 amino acids. The transcript is spliced from 6 exons.